Phycodurus eques (leafy seadragon) is the source of this 2040-nucleotide messenger RNA. Its product is annotated as hsp90 co-chaperone Cdc37-like. The transcript has 9 exons. Gene Ontology annotation, molecular function: protein kinase binding; heat shock protein binding; protein-folding chaperone binding. The coding region runs from base 156 to 1286 and encodes 376 amino acids. Gene Ontology annotation, biological process: protein folding; protein stabilization. Lineage: Eukaryota; Metazoa; Chordata; Actinopteri; Syngnathiformes; Syngnathidae. The record is from RefSeq and is a predicted model, not a curated record. Gene Ontology annotation, cellular component: cytoplasm.
GACACAAGACGCACGAUGUGCACCGGAAAUGUACAGCAGUACUUUCUAGAAUCUAUCGGCAGGCUAUCGCUAGCUUCUACCAAGUCUGUAUUGUCUCAUUACUCGAAUCCCGCUAGCCUCCGAGCUAACGCUACCUGCCUGGAGAUUGUUCAGUCAUGUCCAGAAUAGACUACAGCGUGUGGGACCACAUUGAGGUGUCGGACGAUGAAGAUGACAUCCACCCAAACAUCGACACACCGAGCCUCUUCAGGUGGAGACACCAGGCCCGCGUGGAGCGAAUGGAAGAAUUCCAGCAGAAAACGCAAGACCUAAACAAGGGACUCGCGGAGUGCCGUCGCAAAGUGUCUGAAGUGCAAAAGAAAAUCCAGGAGCUGAGCCUGUCGGCGGCGGACGACAACAAGGCCGACCUGAGCAAAGUGCAGGCGGAGGAGAAGAAAUUGAAGAAGGAGCAGCGCGACUUGGAGCGGAAACUUGAAGAUCACUGCCGGGAAGAGAAGAAAAUGCCGUGGAACGUGGACACACUCAGCAAAGAAGGCUUCAGCAAGAGCGUCGUCAACGUCAAACCCGAAGUGGAGGAGGAGUCCGAAGAGAACAAGGAGAAGAAGCACAAAACCUUUGUGGAAAAAUACGAGAAGCAGAUCAAACACUUUGGCAUGCUGGGGCGCUGGGGUGACAGCCAGAAAUUCUUGUCUGACAACCCUCAUCUGGUGUGCGAGGAGACAGCCAACUACCUGGUCAUUAUGUGCAUUGACCUUGAAGUGGAGGAGAAACAUGCAUUGAUGGAGCAAGUGGCUCAUCAAACCAUCAUCAUGCAGUUCAUUCUGGAGUUGGCAAAAAGCCUCAAGGUGGACCCCCGAGGUUGCUUUCGUCAGUUUUUCACCAAGAUCAAGACAUCGGAUCAGCAGUAUCAGGACGCGUUCAACGACGAGCUGGAGUCUUUCAAAGAGCGCGUACGCGGCAGGGCCAAGAUCCGCAUCGAGAAGGCCAUGAAGGAGUACGAGGAGGAGGAACGACAGAAGCGCUCGGGACCAGGAGGUCUAGAUCCUGUUGACGUGUACGAGACUUUACCAGAGGAGAUGCAGAAAUGCUUUGAUGACAAGGACAUCCAAAUGUUGCAAGAUGUUAUUAGCAAGAUGGAUCCGACGGACGCCAAACUGCACAUGAAGCGUUGCAUCGACGCCGGUCUUUGGUUGCCCAACUCCAAGCCGGACGACGGGGACGACAAGGAGGAAGACGCCGCAUACGAGGACGCUCAAGAGGAGCCGGAAGAAGCCAAGAAGGACUGACCAACAGGGAGAUCGUUUGUGUGCGCGAAUGUACUUAACCCGCUGCGAACCCACGGCAACCCCAUUAGGUGUGCGACUAGUUUGCCAUGUGAGAAAAACAAUGAGCUAGACACGCAUAUCGAGCUUACCAGAAAAGGAUUGGCUGUCACGUAACUCCUCCAUUAUUGUUAAAUCCUGCUUGGGGAAAUAACUGCAGCUUGUCUAUUGAGGUCUUUUUCUUUGACAUAACUAUGUGGACACAAAUUAUUCUGUACGUUUGAGUAUUAUUAUUGUUUACUUUAUUUUGCUCGCAAUCACAUUAGUUUUUUUUUUUUUUUUUUUUUUUUUAAAUGUAGGCUUUCAUCAAUCACUGUAAUCUGGUUGUAAUUUCCCACAGAUUAUCUAUAAAUUUUUAAAAAUUUACCCAAAUUCUGGAGCCCCUAUGUUUUAUUUUUUUAUUUUUUGCAUGUAGCAAAUAGGUUUGUAUAUUCCAUGUCACAAAAAAGGUUUCCCAUAGGAAAUAAUUGAAAGUGAAUGAAUGUGUUUCUCUUUAUUAACCAUACAGGCACUUUUAAGUGACAUUUUAUAAUCUUUUACGCUAUUUUGUCUCUCGCCGAAAUUAGCCCGUUUCAAGGGGAUAGCUCUGUCUAAUUCAAGAGCGGCAAAUAUACUGCUGGGCCAAUGGCAAGCCUGGCUUUUGUUGGCAUGAUGAUCAGGGGCGGAGCCUUGACAACUGCUGACUUGGGGAAGCAGAGUAAAAGGAUUUUCACUGGUG